Molecule: messenger RNA, 807 nt
Organism: Apaloderma vittatum (bar-tailed trogon)
Lineage: Eukaryota; Metazoa; Chordata; Aves; Trogoniformes; Trogonidae
Gene: THUMPD1
Product: THUMP domain containing 1
Exons: 3
Biological process (GO): tRNA modification
Molecular function (GO): RNA binding
Source: RefSeq, a predicted model, not a curated record
GCGGUGUUGCCCGGCACUCCCCACACCAAAGGCGGGCCUUGUGUGAAGUUUUCAGAUCACGAGGAGCAGGAGCGCCUGUCUGGAAGCAAGAGGGAGGAGGAUGAGGAUGACGUUGAGGCCGCCCUGAAGAAGGAGGUCGGCCAGAUCCGUGCCUCAACAGAGCAGAAGCAGCGGCGCUUCCAGUCGGUGGAGAGCGGCGCCAACAACGUGAUCUUCAUCAGAACCCUGGGCAUAGAACCCGAGAACCUGGUGCACCAUAUAUUAAAGGAUAUGCAUACCACCAAAAAGCUGAAAACAAGAGUAAUUCGGCGCAUGCUACCCAUUUCUGGAACUUGCAAGGCUUUCCUGGAGGAUAUGAAAAAAUACACAGAAACGUUUUUUGAGCCUUGGUUUAAAGCCCCUAAUAAGGGUACUUUUCAGAUUGUUUACAAAGCUCGUAAUAACAGUCAUGCGAGUAGGGAAGAAGUAAUUAAGGAAUUGGCAGGAAUCGUGAGCAGCCUCAACCCAGAGAACAAAGUAGACCUUAAUAACCCACAAUAUACAAUUGUGGUAGAAAUAAUAAAAAAUGUCUGUGGCUUGAGUGUGGUGAGAGACUAUGUUCUGUUCAGAAAAUAUAAUCUACAGGAGGUGGUGAAGAGCAACAAAGACAACACACAACAAAACCCAUCAUGUCAGACAGAAGAACAGAACUUGAGGGUAGUAAAACCAGAAACCGAGGAGGAGAACUCGAAAGAAGUAAAACAAGAGAACAGGAAUCAAGGUGAAUCAGAAGCUGAGCCCAAGGGAAAUGAUGUGCUGACAGCGUAG